Messenger RNA from Pistacia vera, 1552 nucleotides. Its product is annotated as dof zinc finger protein DOF2.1-like. The record is from RefSeq and is a predicted model, not a curated record. Gene Ontology annotation, biological process: regulation of DNA-templated transcription. NCBI's taxonomy places the organism in Eukaryota, Viridiplantae, Streptophyta, Magnoliopsida, Sapindales, Anacardiaceae. The transcript is spliced from 2 exons. Bases 308 to 1243 code for a protein of 311 amino acids. Gene Ontology annotation, molecular function: DNA-binding transcription factor activity; DNA binding.
AAAAAAGCAUUCUCUGCGUGCAAGAUAAUCACAUCGAUCAACUCGUACGAAAUCUCAUCAUUACACACUCCCUUUUUUUCUUUUUCUUUUUUUUCUCUCUCUACAUAACAUAUUCACUACUACUUCCCCCCUCCCCUUUGCCUGCUUUAUAUAUAUUCACGGCCCUCCCCUUAUUUUUCUUCACUUUCUUCUUGCAUGAAUCUUCAACCAAUAUUUCUCUUCUAGCUCACUAAUUCUUCUUCUUUUCUCUCGCUAUAUCAGUUUAUAUCAGCUUUAAAUUCUAAGUUUGAAAGUAAUCGUUGCAUGGAUGGAUUCUUCAAGUGGACAACACCAGGAAAUGCCUUCUCAUUCACUGGAGAACAUGUUGGCUUGUUCAAAAGCACAACAAGACAGGAAGCCAAGGCCUCAACCCGAACAAGCUCUGAAAUGUCCAAGAUGUGAUUCAACCAACACCAAGUUCUGCUACUACAACAACUACAGUCUCACUCAACCCAGAUACUUCUGCAAAUCUUGCAGAAGGUACUGGACAAAAGGCGGCACUCUGAGGAAUGUUCCAGUAGGUGGAGGCUGCAGGAAGAACAAAAGAUCGUCAUCUUCAUCAUCAUCAAAGAGAUCCCAAGAUCAAUCUCUAACUUCUCCAAAUACCAACCCCCUCACCAAUCUCCCCGCCAUGAGUUAUGACUCAAACGACCUCUCUCUUGCAUUUGCUCGGCUUCAAAAACAGGCCAGUGGGCAAUUAGGGUUUGAUGAGCAUGAUUUUUCUAUUUUGGGAAACCCCAGCAACCCCCAUUGUGGUGAUAGUAUUCUUGGAAACCCUAAUAUUAACAACACUUGUGGUUCAACUCCAGUCUUUCUUGAUGCUCUCAGGAGUGGAUAUCUCGAUACCCAGAACAACUAUCAGAAUUUGUAUUAUGGGUUUGGAAAUGGGCACAGUAUGGGAGAUGUAGAUAAUAACAAUGUUGGUGGUGUUGGCGUCAGUGGAGAAAUGUUGCUGCCAUAUGGAGAAAUGGCGAGUACUAAUGCAACAACAACAGCCGUGACAGUCACAACAAUGAAGCAAGAGUUUUGCAACAAUAGAGAAAGCGAGAAUUCUAGGGUUUUGUGGGGAUUUCCAUGGCAGCUUAAUGGAGAUCAUCAUCAUCAUCAUCAUGGGAACAUGGGUGGUGAAAUUGAUUCAGCAAAAGAGAGCUGGAAUGGACUCAAUUCAUCAUGGCAUGGACUGGUUAACAGCCCUUUAAUGUAAAACAAAACAAGGCAUAUAAUUUCUUGUUUGAUCAGACUAAAAAAAAUCUCAGUUUCAAUCAAAAUCCCUUGAGUUUUUGUAUUAAGAGAUGUGAUUUACUGAAAUCAUCAUGCAUCUCCACUCCAAUUCUAUUUCCCAUUUGUUUUCUUUUCUUUUUUUUUGUUUUUGUUUUCUAGUAUAAACCAUAGGCUUAUAUAGGAGAUAUGAGAUUUGUUUAGCUAACAAAGUGAAGUGAUAUAACAUCGUAUGUAGUACUAUCUUUGAGAAAAGAGUGAAUGACUGAGCGUGAUGUGUUCAUCGUUUUAUGCA